GUGGCCACUGCGAGAGCGAAAGAUGCCCAAAGAAAACGGAAAGGACAAUGAUAUUAGGUAGCGAACUAUUUCAAGUGGUAUUUAGCUAGUCCGGUUCAUUUGAUUGUUUUUGUGGAUAUGAAAACGUCCAGACAAAGGGAAACAGAGAAUGUGAAGCUCCAUUUUGCUUAAUCAACCCCUCUUACCGAAAGCGGAUAUAUGAUAUGGAAGAAGGGGUACAUUGAGGGAGAUCACACAAGCAAUACCUGCAUUCUCCAGCUCGUGGUAUCUACUGGGAUGCAUCAUAAGUGGAUAAAAUGCCAUGACUUCCAUGCAAUGGAGGGUUUACGCUUCUCUAUGGGUUCAUUGGUGAUUUCCAAGACCGUUCUGCCCAUUCAAGGCUUCGGUGCAGCGGUUCUAGGGGUGAUGCUGUUGGUGACAAUGAUCACAGCAGGUUCACCUGCAGCAGUAGACUGGCCUUCGUUGGAUCCCACCAUGUUGGAAGAGUUUCAGGAAGAAGUACCAAGCUGGACUGAAUCACCCUCAGCCUUAUUAGUUUCACACACUGAUGCCUCUGAGCACCUAGAUGACACUACAACUAUAGCUCUCCUUUCACCUGGUCCCCUACCACUUGAAUCACCUUCUAGGUCUAGUGACCCCCUGUCCACUCCCCCUUUUAGCUCUUCGGAGCCUGCGAUUGUCCUUCAGAAACACCCUGAAGGCCCAGCCCGACUCUCAAGGGACAUGAAGCUCUCUGGGCCUAUCUCAACCAUGGCAGCUACCUCUUCAACCCUUGUUACAGUACCACACCAGAAGCUUCUCGGACCACAGUCCAACAUAUCCACAACACCCUUGAACUUCUCUACAGCCACCAGUGGGACUACGUCUCCACAGUUUAUUGUCCCAAACUCUAAUGAAAGAGCUUCAGAUGAACCUCCAUUAUUACCCCCCAGCAACCAGCAAGACCCAUCAAAACAGAGAACUCCUGCACUUAUGACAUCACUUCCUGUUGGACCCCUCAACCUGCCUAGACUGCCUGUUGACAAUCUGGUAGAUGUAGCAGCCCUAUCAGACCAAGCCAGCCCAGAGUCUAGACCUAAUCCAGAUGUGUCCCAGAGUUUAGGCGAUCUCUCGCUGGAUCACAAACUGCCUCUUGAGCCCUCCAGUAGAUUAAUCGAUCUGGAUCACCUGCGCCCCAGCAGUGAGCUCAUGCAGAAGGAUCAUGCUGCCCAAGGUAUUUACAUGCUCCUGAAGCCAUCGCCUGAAAUGCAGCUGGCUCCCAGCUAUGUGCCUUUCCUGAGCCCACAGACCACGUCCUCCUCAGCCGAGCCCACCAUGGUCCCUACUGAGGACUUCUUCCCCACCAACACCAUGGAGAUGGACUGGGGCUCCGGAGACCACCCGGAGACCGUGUCCUAUAUGGGCUCGGAGGGCGACGACUUCUCCCUGGUCACCAACCUUCCCACGGACAUGUACGACCUGGAGGACUCCAAUGCGGAACGCUACGACACCUCCUUCCCCUCCAGGGUUGGCGUGUCCUUCUCCUCGAUGCGUCACGUGACGUCUACACUUAGUCUCACUACAACAGAUCUCAGCUCUGGUGUUAGAAGUGUGGCCCCCACAUCUGUUCCUCCCUCUAUCCAUCCAUAUCCCAGUCACUCAAUGCUAGCCUCAACACCAACACCUCAAGGUAGUCUACCAGAAGGUUCAGGCGUAGACUGGACAGAUACAUUCACUGUUGAACCAACAGACCUUCUCCUACCAGACAUGAACAGCCUGGAGUACUACACCGUCCAGCUGACCAAGGAUGACUCUGAAGAACACAGAGGCACCAAUGUGACCACCACCUCCAGACAUUUCUCCCUGAUGUCCAUCAGCACCAUCCACAUCAUGGCCACCAGCACGUUCACUGAGGACCCCAGCUACAUGCUCACAGCCUCCUAUGGAGUGGAGGUCCAGCCUUCUGACAACACUACCUGGAUUAAAGAGUCCUCUGAUAUAUCUGGCGCAGAGCCUCUCAAUACGACCACAGCAGACGCCACGGAGAUGACUUCUCUGAAUUUCUCAGUGCCGUUCCUGGAGCCUUCAUUAGCGCCAACCCCCUCCAUGGACCUGUCAACCUCCCUGUGGGGUGUCACUGGUCAGGUGUCCUCCGGGGAAUGGAUUAGCCCUGUGGCCACAUCCAGUGUCGGAAUGGACAGCAGCUCUGUAUUAGUGUCUGUGCAGCCUAGUGCUAUGGCCUCUGAGACAGACAUCCAGUGGUAUGUGUCCCCCAUCGCCACAGAGACGGCCCUCCUCAGCACCUCUCUCGUCACUCCUGUGUUGACCACCUCUGUCGCCUUCACCCCAGUGCCUGGUCAAACAGAAUUACCCCCCGAUGUCACCUCAGGCCCCACAGAGCGAGCCACAAAUGCCACCACAUUUCCCCCGGUGUCAGUCAUGGCUGACCAAGGUAUUGAUACGGAUAGUCCUGUCACAGCAGGGACAAACGUCAGCCAGAGUACACUUAGCACCGUAGACACCCCCUCCACAACUGAUCCUGCCACCACCACUACUACUACCACCACCAUCACCACUAAGGCCUCUACAACCACUGCUCUGGCCACCACCACUACCACCACCACCCCCUUAAACAUAACAACCACAAAAAGCCUGCCUACAACCAUUGGCCGCCAGUACCUCUGUAAUGUCUCCAAGCCUGUGUACUUUGUUAAAGUCGGUUUUCCCCCUGGAGCCACUGUUGGAUAUGCCAAAUCCCAAAUCCGAGACAUACUGAAGACUGAAUUCAAUAAGUCAAUUGAACUGCAGGUUGCUAAGAGCCCUCCAGACUUUGUGUUCCGGGCAGUGUCGGGUCCCGUGGUGUUCACAGCCAUAUCUGUCAUCAACGCCCUGCGCCAGUCAGGCCGACGCUUCCAGCCCAUCUCACACUACUGGAAGGUACCAGACCACCAGUACCAAGUCCACUCAGUGCUGCAGUUUGUGCCCAGCCACGUCGACGUGCGAGUCUGCAACUUCAGCGAGCGCAUUGAGAAAGGCCUUACCAUGGCAUACGGCGAAGUGCGCCGACGCGCACAGGAGUCCACCAACUUCACUGUGCACAUUGUGAACAUCACCAUGAAUCAGCCCAGGAGUCAGCAGAGGGAGCCAGUGGACGUGACCUUCGCGGUGCGCGAUGCCGUCGGCUACCUGAAGGGGUCAGAGGUCAGCAACCACCUGAGGCUGCUCAACAUGGUGGAGUUCAGCUACUACCUGGGCUUUCCCGUGCUGCAGAUCGCCGAACCUUUUCACUACCCAGAGUUGAACACCACCCAGUUGCUUCGCUCGUCUUGGGUUAGAACAGUGAUGCUGGGUGUCCUGGACCAGGGGGUGGACGGGCGGACCUUCCAGGCCAAGAUGGAGCGUCGUGUGGCCUUGCUACUGGGAGAGGUUCUGAGGGCGGCCAGGCGUAACAAGAGGGCCACUAGUGUGGCCAACCACAGUGUUCAGAUUGUGAGUACGACCAGGCUGGUGGGAGCGGACCACCCUCUGGAUAUGGUGUACUUUGUGGACCAGCUAGGACAGCGGUUGCCUGCCAUCACCACGGCCAACAUGCUGAACAGACUGGAUGUGCAAAGAGCAGCCAUCGUGCUGGGCUACAGAGUACAGGGCAUCCUGGCUACACCUGUGGAGAAGGUGGCAGGGUACCCUCCUCCAGACACGGAGAACACCAGCAUGUGGAUCAUCAUAGGCGUGGUGGUGCCGCUAGGCGUGGUCAUCGUCAUCAUCUCCAUCCUCUACUGGAAGCUGUGUCGCACCGACAAGUUGGAGUUCCAGCCCGACGCCAUGACCACUGUCCAGCAAAGACAGAAGCUCCAGGCUCCCAGUGUGAAGGGCUUUGACUUUGCCAAGCUGCACCUGGGCCAGCACAGUAAAGAUGACAUCAUGGUAAUCCAGGAGCCUGGUGCCCCCGGGCCCCCACCACCCAUCUCCAACACCAAGGAGAGUGCCGCCACCUCCAAGAACGGUGAGGUCCCCACCCCCAGGUCAAAAGGGACCUCCGUCUCCUCCACCAAGGCGUCCCGCAGCACACGCAGGCGAGGAAGGGACAGGAUCUCUCCGUCGGACAGGGACUCCAUGGUGAGCGCUGGGUCCGGUGAUCGUGAGAAGGAGUUAGCCGAGGAGAACCUGAGAGCCUUUGCCAUGCCCAACGACAGCAAGCAGGCCCGCAAGAUCCCAAUCAAUGUUUUAAAUGGCAAGUGUCCAUGGCAACAUUGGAUCACAUCCAUGCUCUCACGUACACAAAGAGAAGGGGAGGAGAGGGGAGAGAGACAAAGAGAAAGAGCAACUCAUGUUGAGAGGUUAAACAGGAGAAUAGAGAGACUGAGGAAGAGAUACAAGCAACUGAUGGAUAGACCAGGAGUGAAGGAGAGACAGAGACAGAAGGAAGAGAGACUGCACAAGGUCAACGCCAGCCAGGCACAGACUGAACCUGACUCACCACAGAGGAAAGGUUCCAGCAGUACGACGACAAACUGUAGCUUAUGUCAAUAUAUUUCAAACAGGAUUGCAUUCUUUUUAACUUCUAUCUUGCUUUCUGUCUGCUGUUUUCCCUUAACUUUGUGGCUUGCAGGAAAUAAUAGAAUUGGUCCUCCUCCCAUGAACGGCCAUGACGAGCAUCUCUCCUCUGCCUCCAUCUUUGAGCAUGUGGACCGCAUGUCGCGCUCGGCCGACGGCACCCGUCGCCUGUCCAAUAAGAUUCAGCUGAUCGCCAUGCAGCCCAUGGCUGUCCCGCCCCAGCACCACAGCCCCACUGUCAACGGUAUUAACGGCAGAGGGCCAGAGACACACAGCAGCUUUAACAAGGAGAUCCAGGUGGCGUUGAGGCAUAAGUCUGAGAUCGAGCACCACCGUAACAAGAUCCGUCUGCGGGCCAAGAGGAAGGGUCACUAUGACUUCCCUGCCAUGGACGACCUGGUAGACAAUGGUCUGACCACUGACCCCAAGGACCAGGACCACAUCUAUCACAAGGCCCAGAUGCAGAUCGACAAGAUCCUGAACCCUGACAUCCACAUGCCCUCACUGUUCAUGGAGCCUAAAAAGAGUGGCAGGGGAAGGCGUUCUCCCAAGCAGAGGAAGAAGCACCAGCUGAACGGCAGCCUGACUGACGCAGACAAGGACCGGCUCAUCUCCAACGACAGUGACGGCACCUACAGGAAAUACCCUGGGGUCAACAACGUGGCCUAUGUGUCGGACCCUGACCAGGCCCCAGAGUCUGGGACCCCCUCCCCCAACGACGACGUGUUCCUGGGCCCCAUCUCGCCCCCACCGGGGCACGCCCCUCCCCCGCCCCCCUACAUGCCCCCCCAGCCCUCCAUCGAGGAGGCCAGGCAGCAGAUGCACUCCCUGCUGGACAAUGCCUUCGCCCUGGUCUCCCCCACCUCCCAGGGCAGCACGGCUGGCAUCACCCUGCCCGGUGUCAACUCCAACCCCCCCAGCUCCAGCCCCCCACCUCGUGGUGGAGCCCGCCCCUGGGGUACUACCUACCCAGCCCUGAGCCCGUUCUCCUCAAGAUACGCUGAGUUAGGAAUGUCCCCUCCUUCACUCCAAGGCUUACUACAGAGACAGGGCCUGGGCUCCAACUACCCACCAGGUGACCCAGGACAUGUUGACCAGCUCCCUCCAGAGAGCCACUAUUCCACCAGGGGCCUGUACACUGAAGACCUGCCCUCCUCUACCAGGCCACGGCCAGUAGGGGGCACCACAGGUAACCAGCUCAAUCACCUGAACCAGGUGGAUCUUGGGAGCCGGAUCAAGGGGGGGUACCCAUUAGGUGGCAGGGCACCUCCAGGUCAGACUGGAGGCUCAGGCUGGGCACCCUACUCUGACGGUGACUUCAGACCCACCAGAGACCCUGUUCUUCUGGGCUACCCUGACUCCUCCUCCUCUAUGUUCCAGAUGCCUAGUAGGAGUUCCCUAAGGGAGCCCUCUGCCCACCUGGACAUCUACCCCCCCGAGGAGUCCUCUCCCCCCAACCACUCCUCAGCCUCCCUCAUCAAGGCCAUCAGGGAGGAGCUGCUGCGCCUCUCUCAGAAACAGCAAGCCGUGCCCAGUUACCACAGCUGAGACAGACGGCCUCCUCUGGUCCUCAUUGAACCUCUACUGCUACAUCCACCAGUCGUAUCGCUGCCCCUGCCUGCCUGCUCCAACCUAGCAAUGCUUCCCAUGGAAGUUCCUUUGUACAGGAGAGAGACAGUACUCCUGGGCUGCGUCAAGGUGGCUAUUGGCAAACUAGUCCAAACUGAAUGAGAUGACAUCAUAUAUGCCACUAGUAGCCUAAGCAUAGAUGGGGUCAUUAUAUGAAUGACCUGUUCUCUAAGCUCUGGCUCUCUGACCCAGACCCCUGUCUCUGACCCUGACUGUCCUAUAGCAUACAGUGUACUACAGUAUAAGUGAUCCUAGAGGUUUAAGGGAGAAGGUGUGAACUGAAUGGUUGGCCAUGACCACUGAUCCCUGCCCAGUUGUUUUUAAUUUGAGGUGUUGUUGCUUUUGUUCUUUUUAAACAGCAGUCUAGACUGUGUGUGUGUGAUGAUGAUGAUAAUAAGCAAUGUGGUUUGAUAUUCUCUCUCAUGCUGCCUUGACAUCCUAACAAUAUUUUACAGUACAGUGGUCUUUCUCUAUCAGUAGGACAUCUUUAAUUUAGGCUCCAAACAUUGAUACCAUGUUACCUUUUAACGGUGAUGCUUCUUACCAUUACUAUACAGGUUUUGUUUUUGAAGAGGCUCUUCUCCUCCAUCAUCUUCUGGUGCUUCUUUAAACGCGUAGUGUUUUCUGCCAUGAUAUUGAGGGGUGAUAUGCACACUCCAUGAAACCAGUUGUCCCAGGUGCUGGAUAUGCACACUCCAUGAAACCAGUUGUCCCAGGUGCUGGAUGAAGCUGUUCUACAUUGUUUUACGCCUUGUGUUGUGACAGAGUGAGUCAGUUCAACUGUCUCAAUCUACUAUACAGCUACGGUCAGAGUUCGGGGGGACAACACUAGACACAAAGAGCUGCAAUAAUUAUACUGCAGCAACUCCCAAACAUUAUUAUUUAUUUGACAAGGAAGGGCUCAUUGAGAUUUGAAAUCUCUUUUUCAAGAGCGUCCUGGCAAAGAUGAGCAGCACCAAGUCAUUACACCAUAACAGACAAACUACAAGUAAUCUAGUAAAAACUACAGGGAUAUAACGAAAUCAUAAAACAACAAAGGCAUUCCAAGGCGAUGGCGCAGAGUACAUAAAAGCCCUUUUACCAAAUUCAGUUUGGACAUUUGGAACAGUUAGCAGGAUUAAGUCCUGCGAACGAAGAGAGUACCCACCACAUUUCUGGGGAAAAAAUGCCCAAAUAAAAUGGUAAUAAACAUUACUUUACCAAUGCAACUACAUUGACUUUGUUGUCAACAUCUUCAGCACAAUGUCCACAUUUGACCUUAUAUAUCCAGGUUGUUGAGGAUGCUACCUUGUUAAGACUUUAAAUUCCAACAUAUGGUGAACCUAUAUGACAACAUUAUUUCUAUAGUUAUUACAAUAAGAUCAUUUAUUGUGUAUAAUAAUUCAUUUGUGGCAUUUUAUAAAAUGUUCUGACCUGCAAACAAAUCAAAGUGAUUGACAGUACCUUCAUAUGCAGAUUGCAGCGCCUAUUCAAUUUUAUUAAGCUAAUAGAUCCAGGCAUGCAAUCUGAUCUAUUUAAUUCACUGUAUGCAAACUACUGGAUUGCACUUGGCUUUUCUCAGUGAAUAUCCUUCAAGUCACACCAACUGAAAUGUAAUUGAAAGAUUCAUAGGUCAAGUCAAUUAUGCAUUGUAUUGCUGAAGGAAAUGCAGUAUUUUCUCAGCUGAGAAACAGGGUCAGUGCUCACACUCGUUCAAUCUCCAGGGUAUUCUUCAUCUAUUUCCUCCUUUUUCCACGCAGUAUUGAAAUGUUCAGCUACAUGUACUGUGUUUUAAUAGUUCACAGUUUACUGCUCAGUCAAUCUGUCAACUUGAGAUGUUUUGUGCAUAUUAUGUUAUUUGUAUUCUUGAAUGGACUCGCCUCGUGUUUUAUUUCCUCCAUCUGUCUUUGUUCAAUAUUUGUUUUACAUUUUGUUCAGUAACAUUUCCAACAAACUCCACACACAUUGCUUUGCUGUGGGUAUUGAAGUGAUAUUUCAUUUCAAUAAAAUAAAAGAGAAAUGAUUGAUUUUAGUUGUAAGGUUAAACUACAUUUAUUCACUGACUUGGAUGAAUUAAUACUAUAUCAGUGUUGAACAUUGUCCUAAAUACUGUAUAUCCCAGUUUCACUCCACAACACUCUUAUCCAAAGCAACUUACAGGAGCAAUUAGGGUUAAGUGCCUUGCAUAAGGGAACAUCGACAGAUUUUUCUCCUAGUCAGCUCAGGGAUUUGAACUAGUGGCCUUGUGGUUACUGGCCUAACACUCUUAACCACUAGGCUACCUGCACCGGCUACUGUACUGUACACCAGACAAUAACUACUAUGGCUCCUCAUGACCAACAUGUACCUUAUGGAUCCCCCUCCCUUUGGUGCUCUCAUUCUAAUGUCCCCCAUCCUGUCUCAUUCUACUUGCCUGUCUGUCUGUUCCAGAGUCUUAUCCAGGCUCUGUUCACUCCAACAACCACUGACUGUUUUGGAUCAUAGUACAGUUUGGCAUUUUGUAACUACUGUAGUCUCAAUAUUAAGUUAAAGGAUUCUAUAGGUCUUAACAGUUGGUGCUAAAGUGUGUGGUUUAGCACCAUCUAAUAUUCAACACUGUUUCUGGAUGUACCCAUUUGCACCCAUGCAGUUAGAUUGUAAACUGAGUUACCUGUAGUGAUUUCACUCCUAGUUGGUCUGAUUGGCUUCAUUCACAACACUGUGCUGUACCAUACUGUACCGGAAAAGAGUGUCUGUUAAAUGACAACCAUGUACAAUGUACUGUAUGCCUCCACCUGCUGGUUCUGCAACUCCCAUGCACAUCUCUCAGAUUUAGUGAGAGAUGUUUUCCCUUUGUUUUUGACUGUUGUCUUGUUUUAUUGUGAAGAUCAUACUUUGUGUUGGCUGGACCAACCAUGUUUAAUGUGUUUGACUUGUUGAGUUGCAUGUUUCAUUCAUGUACAUUACCGUUCUAAAGUUUGGGGUCACUUAGAAAUGUCCUUGUUUUUGAAAGAAAAGCACAUUUUUCAGAAAUACAGUGUAGACAUUGUUAAUGUUGUAAAUGACUAUUGUAGCUGGAAACAACUAUUUUUUGUUAUGGAAUAUCUACAUAGGCGUACAGAGGCCCAUUAUCAGCAACCAUCACUCCUGUGUUCCAGUGGCACGUUGUGUUAGUUGAUUCAAGUUUAUCCUUUUAAAAGGCAGAGUUGCAAAGAAAAAGCCAUAUCUCAGACUGGACAAUAAAAGAUUGAGAUGGGCAAAAGAACACAGACACUGGACAGAGGAACUCUGCCUAGAAGGCCAGCAUCCCAGUCGCCUCUUCACUGUUGACGUUGAGACUGGUGUUUUGCGGGUACUAUUUAAUGAAGCUGCCAGUUGAGGACUUGUGAGGCGUCUGUUUCUCUAACUAGACACAAAUGUACUUGUUCUCUUGGUCAUUUGUGCACCGGGGCCUCCCACUCCUCUUUCUAUUCUGGUUAGAGCCAGUUUGCGCUGUUAUGUGAAGAGUGUAGUACACAGCAUUGUAUGAGAUCUUCAGUAUCUUGGCAAUUUCUCACAUGGAAUAGCCUUCAUUUCUCAGAACAAGAAUAGACUGAUGAGUUUCAGAAGAAAGUUCUUUGUUUCUGGCCAUUUAGAGCCUGUAAUCAAAGCCACACAUGCUGAAGCUCCAGAUACUCAACUAGUCUAAAGAAGGCCAGUUUUAUUGCUUUUUUAAUCAGAACAACAGCUUUCAGCAGUGCUAACAUAAUUGCAAAAGGGUUUUCUAAUGAUCAAUUAGCCUUUUAAAAGGAUAAACUUGGAUUAGCUAACACAACAUGCCACUGGAACACAGGAGUGAUGAUUGCUGAAAAUGGGCCUCUGUACUCCUAUGUAGAUAUUCCAUUUAAAAAUCUGACGUUUCCAGCUACAAUAGUCAUUUCCAACAUUAACAAUGUCUACACUGUAUUUCUGAUCAAUUUGAUGUGAUUUUAAUGGUCGAAAAAAUGUGCUUUUCUUUCAAAAAUGAUAUUUCUAAGUGACUCCAAACUUUUGAACAGUAGUGUAAGGCUGUGUGUGGUUUGUUUUCCAUUUGUGUUGUGCAUGCUGUUCCAAAAGAAACACUUUUAAAAACCAAUGAAACCGAAGUUGCAUGUGUCCUAAGUUAUUUAAUGCUGUGGUAUUCUAUCGCCAUGAGUAUAACAUGCAACUUAUUAAGAAGCAAAACAUAUUUCAUUCUCACAUAACAUCUGCUUAUCAUUCUAAUUUUCCCCUGAAAGUAUUUUGUAAAAUGAUAAUUAUGUAUUUUGCAGAGCACACAAUUUCUCUGUAUAUGCAGUUUAUUUCUUAAUACAGUUAUCUUAGCAGUG
Molecule: messenger RNA, 10466 nt
Organism: Oncorhynchus kisutch (coho salmon)
Lineage: Eukaryota; Metazoa; Chordata; Actinopteri; Salmoniformes; Salmonidae
Product: UPF0606 protein KIAA1549
Exons: 23
Coding region: 199-6081 (1960 amino acids)
Source: RefSeq, a predicted model, not a curated record